This is a messenger RNA of Durusdinium trenchii, 2778 nucleotides long. Lineage: Eukaryota; Dinophyceae; Suessiales; Symbiodiniaceae. The record is from the annotation of a GenBank genome assembly.
AUGGAGACAGCCAAGGUGCUACUACGAGAGUUCAAGACACAGGGUCAACUGUACAGUGCAUUUGCAGGCAGCUUGGGACUCUUCUUUGGUGCAGUGGAUGGCCCCACGUUGAAGCCUAUGGAGAGAACAGUGAAGCCUACGGAGCCGGUUCCGGGGGUGAAGGGAGUUCCGGAGCCACGUGAAUUGGGCUUUUGGCGUCGCUUUCUCCUCACAAGCCCUGGUGUGGUGUUGGCUUUCCGAUUGGGAUUGAAGGCCAAAGACCUUAAGGCCUCCUCAUCAUCCAUUGCCCUCGCCGUGGUACCCACAGUUUGGGGUCCCUUGUUGUUGUAUUUGUUUGCAUAUCCAGCUGGUGUGGAGCUCAACAAGGUCCAAUUCCAGAAUUGUUCAAGAGUCUACAAUUAUGAGGAAUCAAUGCACAAACAGUGUUGCAGAGCGGCCGCGGACAGCUCGGUGCAAGUUGACCAAUGGGAAGCUGAAGGGCACAAGGAAAAGUGGGAAGCCCACUCGAUGCUGCAAUGUGGUGGGUGGGAUGGUUUUCAUGGAGACCAUUUGCUUUGUGCCAUCGGCACUACAUUGCUUCAGCUCAAGCAGACACAGGUCUCCGUGAGCCCCACACUGGCUGACAAAGCUCGUGACCUGAGAGAUGGUGACGAAGGCAUUGUACGGGACUUCCAGGAGUUGGCAGUUGGCAAGAAGGCUGUGGUGGCAACAAGGCUUGUCAGACAAGCUGAGAAACAGUUGGGAGACUCUGCAUGGGUGUCCAUCCUAAGCGACUUGACACACAGCUUGCCAGAAAUGUCACCUCAAUCCCUGUCCUCUACAUGCCAAGCUGUGGCCAAGCUGGGCUUUGGCCGCAGAGCAAACCAAGAGAUGAGGACAGCGAAGACCCGAUUGUUCGAGCAGCUCGCAGCCUUGGUGCAGGAACGUGCAAGAGAGAUGGGCCCACAGGAGAUCGCUCGAUCUGUAUCUGGCCUUGCCAUCUCCAAGGAAGUGGCUGCAUCUCAUCCUGUGUUUUCUGCGUUGGGCGAGGCAGCUACAUCUCGCUUGGAUGACUUCCAGGCUCCUGCAGCUGCUCAGCUUGUGAACGGCUUGUCCAAGCUUCGCCUGGGCGGAGGCAGCUCCGGCGUGCUUGCCCAGUUUGCAGGUGUCUUGAAAGAUUGGCUGAGUGAGCUCUACCCCAAGGAGUUGGCCUUGGUGGCAAAUGCUUAUGCGCGCUGCAGUGUGCCGGCAUCAGUUUGUGACAGCUUGUUUGAAGAGCUGGCCACUUUGGUGGUGAAAUGUAUGGAUGACCUUGUGUCUCAGGACGUUGCUAAUUUAGCGAAUGCCUUUGCCAAGCUGGAUGCUCCAGGUGGGCAAGCAGGGCAAGAGUUGCUGCUGCAACUGGCAAGACAUGCAAAACUGCCUGAAAUGGAUCCUCCACACAUUGCCGCCAUGGCAUGGGCCUAUGCACGCUUGAAACAUCCAGAGGCUCCUAAACUGCUAUGGGCCAUCGCGGAGCAGUUGUCCUCCUCCAAAGGCUUUCACUGUUUCUCCACACAAGAAAUCGUCAACCUUCUAAGUGCCUUUGCCAAAACUCGUGUCAGACAUCAACUUUUGCUUGAACAUGUUGUAACCUAUUUGAAAGAGAAUCCGCAGGUUGUUGCUCAGAUGGUGCCAUUGGAUAUCCUCUACACGGCUUCUUCCCUGGCAAGGAUGCAGAUCUUUGACGAGACUGUUUACAACCUGCUUGCUCAAAAUAUUCGACGAACUUGGAAAAUCAGUGCAAAGCAGGGCAUCUAUUUCUUGCAGUCCUUGAUGCAGGCACAGUGUCUUGACAAAGACUUGGCCAACGGUCUGGUCCCAAUCCUUCAACAAGCUCUCCAGCGAGGUCAAAAAGACCCGAGCACAUCUGAUUGGGUUGUCGCUUUGGGUGUGUUGACAUCGAUACCCGAGAACUCCAAAGAGAUUGACCAUUUGUGUGAAGAGAUUGUUGGCCACUGCGCAGAUCAUGUGAUGCAAGGCCGUCCUUUGUCCGGGCUGGAUAUGUCGUAUUUACUGCGGGCCCUGUCCCGAAAAAGGUUUGAUAAGACAGCCGAACUUACACCGCUCUUGCUUUGGCGCCUUAUUGAGAAUCAUGGCAGUUUUGCUAUCUCAGAGUUUGUUUCCGCGGUGAACUUCGCAGUGACCAUGUAUGUUGAAGAUGCUGUUGCCUUUGGUGUGACGGACAGCAUUUACAGCUCUGUCUUGAACUUGCUGAUACAAGAAUUGACUUCGGGCAAGAGGAUGAUCGGCCUCACGCAUCAUGAGCUCUUGACGGUUGCUAGCACUCUGAGCAAAGUAGCUGAUCAAGAGUACUCAGAGCCAGCAUGGUCAGCAAUGAUGCGUGAAACAUCAAGAAUUCUGAUGGAAGAUUUGGAGGCAGCAGUCAGCUCAGAUGCAUCUUUGACUCACGCGAUUGUGGUCGUGCUGAAGUGCUGUGCCCGAGCGCAUGCUCGAGAGGCGCUGCUCCUGGGGCCCAUCUACGAAUGGCUUGCGUCCAAUCGAAUAAACCAUCUCAGAGGCGAUUUGUCACGCCAAGGAAUCUUGGCAAUCUCACUGGCCAAACUCGGAGCUGCUGGGCAAUUGGAAGUUCGAGAUUUGGCAAUGACUCAGAGGCAGUACUUCGCCGCCUGGUCACAACUUCUUGAAGGGGCAAGCAGAACAGCACCGCUUGAGGAGAGGGCAGAAGAAGAAUAUCCGGCCAAAGAUGGCCAAAGGAUCCAUACCAAAGUUCAAGUGAUUUGGUUUGCCUCCUCAUGA